CUCAGCAGGUGGCGAUAUACCUUAGACGUGUGAGCAACUAAAUGACGAAUUAAUCCACCGAAGAGGAACAAUAAUGAAUUUGCUCAACUCGAACUGAUUCAACAAGCAGUGAGAAAUGGAGGUGGAAUGCUUUGUGUCCAAGACCCUAGAGCUCCUUCAGGAGGAGAGAGAAGCAGAGAUCGAGGAGACAAGGCUAUGGCAGGAGAAUGUCUCUCUGAAAGAUCUCCAGAGUAAAGGUGUUUGUCUUCUGAAGCUGCAGAUAGGAAGCCAGUCAACUGGCCUUUAUGGAAGAUCACUCCUUCUUCUAGAACCCAGAAAACACAUGGGCGUCUCUGUGCUACCUAGCAACAACUUUGGACCCGGAGACAUAGUGGGUCUGUAUGACCUGGAUGGCUGUACGACGUCCUCCCAGCUGUGUACUGGUGUAGUGACCCGCAUCAGUCAGUCAGCGGUAACCGUGGCCUGUGAGGACUCGCCGGACGGACUCAACCUGGACACAGACGCUCUGUACAACCUCAUGAAGCUGGCUAACGAUGUCACAUACAAACGCAUGAAAAAGGCCUUGAACACUCUGAAUGGGUACAGCAGUGGACCAGCCUCGGAUUUGAUCAGCGUUCUCUUUGGCUACUCAGAACCUGGCUCUAUAUCACAACCACAUGAUCAGUGUUUCCUGAACACUGGUCUGGAUGAGUCUCAGAGACAGGCGGUGUCGUUUGCUCUGUCUCAGAGAGAGGUAGCUGUAAUACACGGGCCACCAGGCACUGGCAAGACAACCACUGUGGUGGAAAUCAUCCUGCAAGUGGUCAAACGGGGACAGAAGGUCCUGUGCUGUGCCGGUUCUAACGUGGCCGUGGAUAACCUGGUAGAGCGCUUGGCUAAGGCCAAAGCUAAGGUCCUGAGACUGGGUCACCCUGCCCGCCUGCUAGAGUCCAUUCAGAAACACUCGCUAGACGCCGUCCUCGCUCACAGUGACAACACCAACAUCAUCGCUGACAUACGCAAAGACAUCGACAAAGCUUUUAUGGGGAUGAAGAAGAUGAAGGACAAACGAGAUCGAAUCCACCUGAAGAGGGAGGUAGGAGAGCUGAGGAAAGAGCUGCGGACCAGGGAAGCUACAGCCAUUGCUGAGGUCCUCAAACGCGCUGAUGUGGUUCUAGCCACUAACACAGGUGCUAAUGAUGGUGGCCCUCUGAAGAACCUACCUGUAGACCAUUUUGACUGGGUGGUGAUCGAUGAGUGUGCCCAGGCGUUGGAGAGCUCAUGCUGGAUCGCUCUGCUCCGAGGCAGGAAGUGUAUCCUGGCUGGAGACUACAAGCAGCUGCCACCCACCAUCAAGUCUCACACGGCUGCGUCUAAAGGCCUGUCCGUCAGCCUGAUGGAGAGGUUGAUCCAGAAGUAUGGAGACUCCGUAGUCAGGAUGCUGACAGUGCAGUACCGUAUGAACAGUAACAUCAUGACCUGGGCCUCAGAACAGAUGUACCAGGGGAAACUCACUGCACACAGCUCAGUGGAGAAACACCUGCUCAAAGAUCUCCCAGGAGUAGCCAGUGUUGAAGAGACCAGCACCCCUCUCCUCCUCAUAGACACAGCAGGCUGUGGGCUUAGUGAGAUGGAGGUGACAGACGAACAGUCCAAAGGAAACCAAGGUGAGGUAGACAUUGUGGAACUGCACAUCAAAGCGUUGACUGAAGCUGGGGUGAAACCUAAAGACAUCGCUGUUAUUGCCCCUUACAAUCUGCAGGUGCAUCUCCUGCGUCAGCGUCUCUCAGCCAGACAUCCCGAUCUGGAGAUCAAGUCUGUCGACGGCUUCCAGGGCAGAGAGAAGGAGGCUGUGGUGCUGACCUUGGUCAGAUCUAACAGGAAAGGUGAGAUAGGGUUCUUAGCUGAAGACCGGAGGAUCAACGUGGCGGUGACUCGAGCCAGACGUCACCUGGCCCUGGUGUGUGACACACAGACCGUCCAGACCCACGGCUUCCUCAAGACCCUCAUCGAUCACAUGACCCAGCACGGAGACGUACGCACCGCCUUUGAGUACCUGCGGGACAUUGUGCCCCAGAACUACACCAGAGACCACCGAGAUACCAAGUCCAGCAACACUACCGCUAGCAGCUCCUCAUCCACCUCCAACAAGCAGAAGGGCAGAGGUCAGGCUGGGAGCAAGGUGGAGCCAGGACACAAGAAGACCUCUGGGGGGAACAAGACCCAGGGAGGACAGCCCCAGACAGAUCCCGGCACACACAGCCAAGCCAGAGGUCCCACCCCCACGGAGGAGGAGCAGAGACUGACCCAGAUAAAAUACCUGGAAAUCAAGGGCCAGGUAGAGUGGUUCCUACAGGACCCAGACCAGACGGAGCUACGGUUUCCCUCGACCCUCAACUCCCACGACCGCCUGCUCGUACACCAGGUUGCAGAGGAGCUGGGCCUGAACCAUGAGAGCCAGGGAGAGGGAAAGGACAGAUGCAUCACUGUCUCCAGACCCCCGACAGGGCCUAACGAGGCUGGGGAAGAAGAGGAGCAACAAGCCCUACAAUCGGCAGCCGUUCUGGAGGAAGACGGUGUUACAGGGCCUCCUGUAGGGCAAUCGGCAGCCGUUCUGGAGGAAGACGGUGUUACAGGGCCUCCUGUAGGGCAAUCGGCAGCCGUUCUGGAGGAAGACAGGGUUACAGGGCCUCCUGUAGGGCAAUCGGCAGCCGUCCUGGAGGAAGACGGUGUUACAGGGCCUCCUGUAGGGCAAUCGGCAGCCGUCCUGGAGGAAGACGGUGUUACAGGGCCUCCUGUAGGGCAAUCGGCAGCCGUUCUGGAGGAAGACGGUGUUACAGGGCCUCCUGUAGGGCAAUCGGCAGCCGUUCUGGAGGAAGACAGGGUUACAGGGCCUCCUGUAGGGCAACCGGCAGCACCUGUAGAUCUCAAGACUUUACAUCUGGAACGAAUGAGACGGGAGCAGGAGAGGAGGGAGCAGAAGAAGCAUCUAGAGACCGUCCGUACAGCAGGACAGACUCAGACUGCUAAGAAGGCCAAGGCAAAAGGAAAGACCAAAAAGACCAAAGCGGGUGCCUGUGAGAUCGCUGCGGCUGCGACGGCGGACGAUGAUUUUGACACCCUAAUAGAUGCCGUGGUGAAGGCAGAACGCGUCUGUAGUUUUGUCAAGUGUAAAACGUUAGUCAUUUAUCUGGGACAACUCUGUCUGUUCUGCAACAGACAAUACUGCCUCGGUCACCACAUACCUGAGGUCCAUGGGUGUGGAGACCAAGCCAGGGCCAAUGCCAGGAUGAGGAUCAGUAAAGAAGGGGUUCUGUAUGCCGGUAGUGGACACAAGGACAAGUCUGUAGAUCCGAACAAGAAGGCCUAUCUACACAGGAAGCUGGACUCCAAACUCAAAGACAUGGAAAAGCAGCGGAAGACCAAACCCAGAGAGAAUGACAAUAAUUGACCUUUGACCUUUUUAAAUUCCAGUUUGUCAGUGACUGUAAGCUCUGAGGAUGAUCCUUUGUGGACUGAAUAGAUAUAAUUAUUAAACAGAUUACUGCUAAAUUA
Messenger RNA from Salvelinus fontinalis (brook trout), 3534 nucleotides. RefSeq names its product immunoglobulin mu DNA binding protein 2 (gene ighmbp2). Gene Ontology annotation, molecular function: ATP hydrolysis activity; RNA binding; ATP binding. Lineage: Eukaryota; Metazoa; Chordata; Actinopteri; Salmoniformes; Salmonidae. The transcript has 19 exons. The record is from RefSeq and is a predicted model, not a curated record. Bases 116 to 3430 code for a protein of 1104 amino acids.